AUUUGAGUUUGCUGUAGUAUUCAGCGGCAGCGCACUUUGACAAAUAUUAUUGUUCGUUUUUGAACUGUAUCUGAGUAAUAGAAAGAAAUUACCUAGCAACCUGCUGGAAUCUCUUUAGUACUGCGCAGGUUGCUAGGCAACAUAGACAUACUAGGCGACGGCGCCUAAUUUUCGAACAUUGCUUCAGCCUGGCAUUGUCGUCCAGUGACUGAGCAAAAUCAAUUGAGUGGAGUGUUUCUGAAUUUUCUUGGGAAUCUAACGCGAUAGCGUGGAAGACAUCGCGAUCGCAACAGGAAAUUUUCAAAAGAAUCCAGAUGGACGUGAGCAAGGAGGACAUUUGUCAGCUGGCCUACGAGGGCAAGUGUGACAGAGUGAAGGAGCUGGUUCUGAAAAAUAACAAAUAUCCCACCAAACAGGAUGAGUCGGCUCGGCUGCCCAUCCACUGGGCUGUGAGUGGCGGCCACAGUGACAUCGUGGAGCUACUACUGGAACAUGGAUCUCCCGUGGACCCCGUGGAUGAUUCGGGCUGGACGCCACUGCUGAUCGGCGCCUCGGCCGGACGCGCCGCCAUCGUCCGCCUGCUGAUCGCGCGCGGUGCCAAUGUGAACCACGUGACGCAGACUGGACAGUCGGCCAUCAUGUACGCCGCGUCCAAAAACCACAAGGAGAUUCUGGACGCACUGCUCCGCAGCCAUGCCGACCUCAACUCUGCCGACAAGUACGGUAGCACUGCACUUCACCGGGCCGCCUCACGUGGUAACGUGGACUGUGUGAACCUGCUGCUACAGUACAGCAACCAGCUGGAUGUGAACGCUGCCGACAGGACCGGCAACACGCCGCUACACCUAGCCUGCGAGGAUCAACAGGCGGAGGUGGCGCGCCUUCUGGUGCAGUCCGGCUCGCGGGUCGACCUGCAGAACAAGGCGGAGCGUACUCCGCUGCAGAUGGCGCCACCGGGGCUGGCGCGCGACCUCCAGCAGCUUGCGCCGCCCGCUGUGUAACUCGGCUUGGCACAGAUGGCGCUACCGUUGAUACUGCAAAUGGCGCCACCUUUCAGGUAUAGGUGUCGCUGUCGCCACCGUCAGUCACGAAGCCCGGCGGGUUGCCGAUGGCUCUAUUUCAAGCCGACUUUCAUUCCCGCUUCUCGACCUCUCUGGGCCCUCUACCGUUUCGUCGGAAGGGCCUAUUAGUGUUUGUAACUCAAGUUGGAUUUUCGUGAAAUCUGUUGCUGUGAUGCAGCUGCCAUAAUGUACUGUCAUCUCCCCUGGCAUGUCAUUGUUAUGACGUUUCGCUAUUUUCUGUUUCGCGGGGAAGGGAGUUUCGUUAAAGUCAAGACGAGCUUGCCCGUCAGGUCAUCGUUAAAGUCCUGACAUGAGGAGGCAUAAAAGAUGCGCAGCAGUUUGGUGUCUCAUGGUGUUUCCCACUGCAGUGUGUUGUCUCUUGGACGUUGAAGUGCGCUGGUGUUACAAUGGUUUAUUCUUGUGCGAAAACGAAAGUUGUGGCAUAUGAGACUGAUUUGCAGUAGAUGUUAGGAACUCACAAAAUAAGCCGUCUUUCUUUGUCCUCUUCUCUAAAGCCUGGUCCAACAGCUGUAAUGGAACUGACAAUUUGUCGAACGCUUGCCUCGGUGCUUUUGGCCAUUCAUCUACUGGCCCUCGCUCUGUACACACGUCGUUUGUUAUUGGCUACUGGUAUGGAUUUUUGUAUGGAACUGUAUCGCGUUUUCACUUACUCGUUCGAUUUCCUAUGGUUAUAGCUUUCUCUCGCUAUUUUGUCGAGUCGAAGCUGUCUCGAAGCUUGUCAAAAAUCAUCGUGCUGUAAGCUG
Molecule: messenger RNA, 1825 nt
Organism: Amphibalanus amphitrite
Lineage: Eukaryota; Metazoa; Arthropoda; Thecostraca; Balanomorpha; Balanidae
Product: 26S proteasome non-ATPase regulatory subunit 10-like
Exons: 6
Coding region: 315-1001 (228 amino acids)
Molecular function (GO): protein binding
Source: RefSeq, a predicted model, not a curated record